AGUUGAUACACCAAUUUUGCAGUUGAAGGAAUCAGUUAACACCUUCAAAUUCAUAUACCCUUCUAUAAGAAGACAACAAUUAUGUGAAUCCCUUUGAGGAUUCUUCAUUCAAUCAUCCAAACCCAUGUUCGUGCUUUAACUUAGAGCCAGAAAUAGAUUAGGCAACAAGUUUGCAAAAGCCACCUUCACAAUAAGCAAGCAACAUAGGCCAUUUUACAUCUAUAAAUAGUUGGGAAGAGACUCUGUUGCUUCAUCAAUUAAUUGGCCCUAACUCUCUUCUCUGAUUCUCAUAUUUCAUCAAGUAAAAGUUUAAGUAUGGAGAUCACUAAAAUCAUAAUUGCUUUGUCACUGUUUGUGUCAUGUUUGAGUGUGCAGGCCAAUGCAUAUUAUUACAGACAAUGUAGCACCAAAGGAAGUCGAUGCUAUGGAAAAUACAUUAGAUGUCCGAAUGAGUGUCCCAGCAGUGAAUCAACAGAUCCUAAGGCUAAGGUUUGUCACAUUGAUUGCGACAAACCCAUAUGCAGGGCUGUAUGCAGAAGUCGGAAACCAAACUGCAAUGCGCCAGGAUCAGGUUGCUUUGAUCCGCGUUUCAUUGGUGGGGAUGGGAGAGUAUUCUACUUCCACGGAAAGAGCAAUGAACACUUCUCUUUAGUUUCAGACUCUUCCCUUCAAAUCAAUGCUCGCUUCAUUGGACACAGGCCAGAAGGUAGAGCCAGAGACUACACAUGGAUUCAAGCCCUUGGAAUCCUCUUCAACUCCAAAAGCUUAUCACUUGAAGCACCCAAAACACCUCAAUGGAAUGAAGAUGUUGACCAUCUCAAAUUCACAUACAAUGGAGACCAUUUGGUUCUUCCUGAGGGCCCUCUCUCCUCUUGGCACUCUCCAGAAAAAGAUGUGAAAGUGGAGAGAGUAGCUGCCAGGAACAGUGUGAUAGUGACCAUAGAGGAUGUUGCUGAAAUAUUGGUGAAUGUGGUGCCAGUGACCAAAGAAGAUGAUGCAGUUCACAACUACCAAGUGCCUGAGGAUGAUUGCUUUGCUCACUUGGAAGUUCAAUUCAGGUUCUUUGGGUUGUCUCCUAAGGUGGAUGGUGUGCUUGGAAGGACUUAUAGGGAAGAUUUUGAGAACCCUGCAAAGGUUGGUGUUCCAAUGCCUGUUGUUGGAGGAGAGGACAAAUACAGGACUACCUCCUUGCUUUCUCCCAACUGUGCUUCUUGUGUCUUCUCUCCACUUACUUCCCAUCACACUGAGCCCACUCAACUCACUCCAGAGUUCAUGGCCACCCUUGAUUGCUCCAAGUUUUCCUAUGGCUUGGGAAUCGUUUGCAAGAAAUGAAAAAUCUCAUUCAUUAGUGUUUGAAUGUUUGGGUCUAACCUUCUAAAAAAUAAUGUCUCAAACAGUUUUUGUUGCUUCUUUGUCUGUGUGUUGGUUAAUGAUGUUGUGCAAGUCUCCUAAUAUUGGUGUGUAUUGUAUAUUUAAAUAAAUUUUUAAAGAAUGAA
Messenger RNA from Vigna unguiculata (cowpea), 1496 nucleotides. RefSeq lists its product as uncharacterized. Lineage: Eukaryota; Viridiplantae; Streptophyta; Magnoliopsida; Fabales; Fabaceae. The record is from RefSeq and is a predicted model, not a curated record.